AUGGCAAAUGCAUCUGGCUUACGAUCUCCCCCUACCCCACGCUCAGAGGUUUCCUCUCCUCGCCCAAGCUUUGAUUCGGAGUUGUUGAAAGCUUAUAUAAAGAAAUUGCUGUCUACCACUUUAAGCUCGUCUGUAUGGCCGGAGCCAAAAGAUCGCGAUCGUGUCAGGUCCUGGAUGAAGGAGAUUGGAGACAGGGUAAAGGACAGGAUGUUGGAAAUUCAGCCAAAAGGAUUUAAAUAUGUUGUGCUUACACAAGUGAAUGAGAAUCUGGGACAAGGUGGUCGUGCGGAUAUGGUUUGCCACUGGGAAGAUACGGAUACGGUAGCGCAGGAGGUGUACGUCAACGAUUCCUUGAUUUGCAUAUGCAUAGCUCUGGCCAUACGAUCGUUUUGA
This is a messenger RNA of Lentinula edodes (shiitake mushroom), 393 nucleotides long. RefSeq lists its product as uncharacterized. Gene Ontology annotation, molecular function: dynein intermediate chain binding. The record is from RefSeq and is a predicted model, not a curated record. Gene Ontology annotation, biological process: microtubule-based movement. Lineage: Eukaryota; Fungi; Basidiomycota; Agaricomycetes; Agaricales; Omphalotaceae. Gene Ontology annotation, cellular component: cytoplasmic dynein complex; cytoplasm. The transcript is spliced from 4 exons. Bases 1 to 393 code for a protein of 130 amino acids.